Penicillium taxi is the source of this 1794-nucleotide messenger RNA. Its product is annotated as ATP-binding cassette family ATPase ARB1. Bases 1 to 1794 code for a protein of 597 amino acids. The transcript is spliced from 3 exons. The record is from RefSeq and is a predicted model, not a curated record. Gene Ontology annotation, molecular function: ATP hydrolysis activity; ATP binding. NCBI's taxonomy places the organism in Eukaryota, Fungi, Ascomycota, Eurotiomycetes, Eurotiales, Aspergillaceae.
AUGGUUUCUGCCUCGAAGGCGGCCCGUAUGGCCAAGCGCGCCGACGACAAGAAGACCAAGAAGCCCAGCAAGAAGGAUGCUGAGGAGACACCCGACGAAGUCGAGGCCGGUGAUGAAAAUGCUACCAAUGAAGCUAAGAUGAAGGAGGUCGAGAAGCUCACCUCACAGAUGGACAAGCACGGUCUUUCCGACCGUGUCACCACCGGUGUGCUUUCAUCUCUACCUGCCUCCCGUGACGCCAAAAUCACUUCUGCCUCUCUCGUGUUCCAUGGAAAGGUCCUCAUCACUGAUUCUACCCUUGAGCUCAACUUCGGUCGCCGUUAUGGUCUGCUUGGUGAGAACGGUUGCGGAAAGUCCACUCUGCUUAAGUCCAUUGCCGUCCGCGAGUUCCCUAUCCCCGAACACAUUGAUAUCUACCUGCUGAAUGAGGGUGCUCCCCCCACUGAGUUCGGUGCCCUAGAAUGGGUUGUUCGUGAGGCUCAAGCUCAGCUUGAUGCCAUGGAGAAGCGGGCUGAGGAGAUCUUGGAGGAGGACGGACCUGAGAACCCUAUUUUGGAGGAUCUGUAUGACCGUAUGGACAAGAUGGAUCCUUCCACAUUCCACACUCGUGCCUCUUUGAUCCUGACUGGUCUCGGUUUCAACAAGACCACUAUUGACAAGAAGACCAAGGACAUGUCUGGUGGUUGGCGUAUGCGUGUGGCCCUCGCCAAGGCCCUGUUCGUCAAGCCCUCUCUGCUCCUGCUGGAUGACCCCACAGCCCAUUUGGAUUUGGAGGCUUGCGUGUGGCUUGAGGAGUACCUGAAGAAGUGGGAUCGAACCUUGAUUCUGGUUUCCCACUCGAUGGAUUUCCUGAACGGUGUCUGUACCACAAUGAUUGACAUGCGUGGCAAGCAGCUUCUCUACUACGGUGGUAACUACGACUCUUACCACAAGACCCGCUCUGAACAGGAGACCAACCAAGCCAAGGCCUACACCAAGCAGCAGGAAGAAAUUCAGCACAUCAAGAAGUUCAUUGCCUCUGCUGGUACCUAUGCCAACCUGGUGCGUCAAGCCAAGUCGCGUCAGAAGAUUCUCGACAAGAUGGAGGCCGAUGGUUUCAUCCAGCCUGUCAUCGCCGACCGUGUCUUCACUUUCCGCUUCGCUGAUGUUGAGAAGCUCCCUCCCCCGUUCUUUCUUUCGAUGAUGUUAGCUUCUCCUACUCCGGUGAAUGGGCCGACACCCUCCCUUGUCGGUCCCAACGGUGUCGGCAAGUCGACUCUGCUCCGUCUCAUGACUGGCAAGCUGAGCCCCAUUGGCGGCCGUGUCAGCCGUCACACCCACUUGAAGCUCGGUGUCUACAGUCAGCACUCUGCUGAACAACUUGAUCUGACCAAGUCUUCCCUGGAAUUUGUCCGUGACAAGUUCCCCGAGAAGUCUCAGGACUACCAGUACUGGCGCCAGCAGUUGGGUAAAUACGGUCUCAGCGGUGAGUCCCAGACCGCCAUCAUGGGUACUCUUUCUGAGGGCCAGAAGAGUCGUAUUGUCUUCGCUCUGCUCGCCAUCGAGUCCCCCAACAUGAUCCUGCUGGACGAGCCUACCAACGGUCUUGAUAUUCCCACCAUUGACUCCCUAGCCGAUGCCAUCAACGCCUUCGCCGGCGGUGUCGUCGUUGUCUCCCACGAUUUCCGUCUCCUCGACAAGAUCGCUAAGGAUAUCCUGGUCUGCGAGCACAAGUCUGUCCGUCGCUGGGAUGGCGGUAUCACCGCUUACAAGAACCACCUGCGCAACAAGAUGCUUUCGGCUGGUGCCGUCUAA